Molecule: messenger RNA, 2170 nt
Organism: Spea bombifrons (plains spadefoot toad)
Lineage: Eukaryota; Metazoa; Chordata; Amphibia; Anura; Pelobatidae
Product: tigger transposable element-derived protein 4-like
Exons: 2
Coding region: 138-1910 (590 amino acids)
Cellular component (GO): nucleus
Molecular function (GO): DNA binding
Source: RefSeq, a predicted model, not a curated record
GGGAAGGUUCAUUCAACCCCACAGCAGACACAGAGCUGGCCUGUGAGUGGCGGCUAAAAGGGCCUUUAAAAAAAUAACCCCAAAAAAAGCUCUAUUUUUGGCUGCUUUGUUUCUUUCGGGAACCGUAUCUUGGUGGCAUGUCCAAGGCUCAGACAGAGAUGAAUUCCGCCACUCCUGCCAAGAAGCGCCGGGACUCCACCUUGGCAGAAAAAGUUAAAAUUCUGGAGCUUCUCCAGCAGCCGAAGGCCUCUCAGUCUUCGGUGGCUAGGAACAUGGGCUUGUCGCAGUCAACAAUCAGCCGAGUGAUGAAAAAGAGGGAUGAAAUCUUGGAGCGCUGGAACCACAAUGAAAACCCCAGCCGGAAAAGGAACAGGCCUUUCAAGCAUGCCAAGGUGGACGAGGCGUUGCUGGAGUGGCUCCUCUUUGCCAAAACCAAAAGGCUACCGAUUUCAGGACCUAUCCUCAUGAGAAGAGCAGAAGCGAUUGCCAAGGAGAUUGGAUGCACGCAGUUUAAACCUUCCAAUGGCUGGUUAUGGAGGUGGAAAGAGAGGUAUCGUCUUUUCUACAGAGCAGAGGUCCCACCAAGCGACACAAGACAAGAUGGCGAGGCGCAAGGUGAAAGUGUUAAAAUCCUUCCAGACGUUACAGAAAUGAUGCAAAUUGAGCUCAACAGAUCGACGGAAAAAAGAUACGACUGCUACCAAUUGGUAAGGGGUAAUCAAAUUAUGGAAGAAAAAUGUGAACCCAACGAACAAGCAGAACACAAUAUGCAAUAUUACGAGGAAAAUGCGCAGGACGCAUGUUUCCUUACCCAAGUUGCAGAAGACUAUAGUUCCGAUAACAUAUUUUGUGCUGUGGGUUCUCCCUUUCAGUUCAGAAUCAUAACAAACCGCGGCAAUGUCGCCGGCCAGAAAAAGGAGGCAGUCUGUAUUUGGUUAUGCUGCAACCUGAAUGGCACCGAGAGGCUGAAGCUAUUGGUCACUCACAAUCUACCCCCAAGAACCCUAGGAACGCAUUCCCUUUCUCCCGUCACGUUGAAGACCAGCAAGGAUGGCUGUUUGACGGAGAGUUUAUUUGCGGAUUGGCUUUUGAACUGGGACGCUAAGCUUUCCCAACAAGAAAGGAACGUUAUCUUGGCUUUCACUGCACAUAACUCUGUACCAAAACUCAAACUCAGAAAUAUCUCCUUAUGUAUCCUCUCCAAAGAUAAUCUGACUUCCAACCAGCAAUUUGGCGAAGACCUCAUCCAUGAAUUCAAUGAAUUCUACCGGGAGCUGCUCCAUGAAAGACUAGAAGAAGACACCAGCAUCAACCGAGGACCCGACCUGUCCCAUCAUAUUUCCAAUAUGUCACUGGUGGAGGCUAGUUAUACUAUGAACAAGGCCUGGUUGAGAAUAAGGCCCCGUACGAUAAAAACUUGUUUUGAGAAGUCAGAGGGGUUCAGAAUGUUAUGCUUUGUAAAACAUGAUCCCCUGAAAGAAGACAUCCCGUUCUCCAUGAUGCAGGGCGAUGCGAGGAGUAUCCAUGGUUCUAAAAAAACACCUACGAGUUCGGGUGCGUACAGAAGGAUCGUGAUCAAAGAAGAGGGUGACGUUGGGCAGGAAGAGUUUGGAAGCGAGACCGCCUGUUAUCCGAUUCAGAAGGUGACGGUUGGCGACGUGUUACCUGCUGGAUGCUCAGAAGACCAGUCCGAAAUCGGCUUCCCCAAUCCAGUCCCCAAAUCUGGCAAAAAGAUCUCAGAGAGCGAAAUUAAAUCUGAGAAUCGCUCUAGCCGUGCCCAUGAACUCAGAGAGGCUUGCGAUGUAAUCCAAAGAUUCCUGUCGAGCGAAGGUCAAGACAUGAGUAUUUUCAAUGCACUUCAGAGUCAAAUACAAAGAUGCUUAGCCUGUCCGAAUCGGGACAAAUUGUGACGCCACGUUAAAGAAAAUGACGCAACCAAAGACUGUGUAAAUGUUGAUUGCACCCGUCACCCUAUUAUCUAACGCUAUGCCCACAUUCAUCAACAGAGCAGAAAAAAUGUUUAUAUCUUGUAUUAACACUUUUUAGAUGGGUUAAAAAAAGUAUAUUUAGAUGGUUCAAAACAUAUUUAACAGUACAUCAUCUACAUGGCUUGGAUAUAAUUGCAUUAAAGGGGAACUCCCAUUUUUUUAUUACUAGUAUGACAUUAAAA